This is a messenger RNA of Rotaria sordida, 3846 nucleotides long. Lineage: Eukaryota; Metazoa; Rotifera; Eurotatoria; Philodinida; Philodinidae. The record is from the annotation of a GenBank genome assembly.
AUGUAUCCAAUUAUUAUUGAACUCAAAGAAAAAAUAAUCAAACUUAAUUUAUUUGAAAAUGAAAUUUCUCUUUCAAGUGCUUUUCAUCAUCGUACAGCAAUUAUUUCAACACGAAUCUAUAUAUUUUUACUCUUAUUAUCCGUUAAUAUUCUUAUUGGAUAUACUUUAUUCAAAGGACAAAGUCAAACAAUUACAAUUCAAAAUCCAACUGAAACAAUUUAUAAAAAUUUAUUUAACAAAUAUCAAACAACUUUACAAUGUCAAUGUAGUCAAAUUGCUAUUUCCUAUGGUUCAUUUCUUUCAAUUUCACCACAAUAUCAUCCUAUAUGUUCAAGUAUAUAUAUUCAAGAUCAAUGGAUUGAAUUACUUUUUAAUUCAAAUACAACUUAUUUUUUGCCAAUUGAUUUUCGUUCUUUAGCUAGUAGUCAUUUUCAAUUACUUGCAACACUCUGUUCAUUUGUUCAACAAAUAGUUCAUGAUGCAAUUGAUGAUUUUCUAUCGAAUACUUUUCUUUCACCACAAAUUCUUUCCGAAGUUUCACUUGAACAACGAAGUUAUGCUGAAAGUUCAUUUUUAAGAAUAUCAACAGCAAAUAAUGUUAAACAUUUAUUACAUCUUAUUAGAAAUUUAACACAAAGUAAUCGAUUACAAACGGCAUUGUCAACAGCAACUAUUAAUAUGUUAUAUUACGAUUCAACUAAUACUGUUAGUGCAUUUUCUUGGACUGAUAUAUUCAACUUGUUUAGAAUGAAUUGUUCUUGUAGUUUUACAACAUCAUGUUAUUUACCAUCAGGUUUUUAUAAUCAUAUUGCUUAUGAUAUUGCACGAAAUGGUUUAUGGCAUGAUCAACCGAUGGGUAAUGUAACUGGUUUUAAAGUUGGCUGCUAUGCUAUUGAAGGAAUUCUUCAAUCUACACUUGAAUGUUUUUUUAAUUCACAAUGUUUAACUAUGAUUCAAAUAUUGUUUCCAAUAUCUCCGAAUAUAAACAUUUAUCCAUUCAAUCAUAGUCAAACACGUUUUUCUUCAAUAACAACAAUUGAAGAAUUAACUAAUGAGUUGUUUCUUGAAACUUGGCUAACAAUAAUUUCAUUUUCGAAUUAUUAUAACCAUUGUAUACCUUAUAUAUGUACAUAUAGAUACACACAACGUAAUAUUUUAUAUGUAAUAACAAAAUUACUUGGUAUCUAUGGUGGACUUACAGCUGUUCUUCGUGUUUGUAUACCACUGAUAGUAACAAAAUGGCGCAAUCAAUUUAUUCGUCAAAGAAGUGAGAAAACUAUUCGUACAAAUGGUAACAAACGAUUUGAUGAAAUCUGGGAAAUGAUUAAAAUAAAAAUUUUCAGAAUAAAUCUUUUCGAUGAUGUUAAAUCACGUAGCGAUCCUUUUGCAUUAGAUACGGCAAUAAUUUCGACACGUAUUUAUUUGAUACUUCUUUGUAUGUCGACUGGUAUUCUCAUUAGUUAUACGGCCGUAACACUUCAUAUGUCAACAAUCAUAAUUCGAAAUCCAUCUGAAAUGAUUUAUGAUAAUCUAUUGAAUCAAUAUAAGUCAACACUUAAAUGUCCAUGUAGUCAAAUAGCUAUUGAAUAUAGUUCAUUUGUAUCUCUUUCACCUGUAUAUCAUCAAGUUUGUUCGAGUCCAUUUAUAUCCGAUAUAUGGACUAUUUCUUCAGGAGGCAAAAGUUUUAGUGCAAUGGAAUUCAAAGCUAUUCAAAGUUUCUUUAUCAUUUUAAAAGUUUUUUGUUCAUUGACUGAACAGACUGUAUCCGAUGCAUGGAGAAUUUUCAAUCAAUCAGUUAUAAUUACUAGCCAUACAAUAUCCUCUGAUGAAUUAAUUAUUCGGACAAAGGAUGCUUUCAAUCAAUUCGAAUCACAAACAGCUACCAAUUUCAAACAUAUUAUUUCUCUUAUUCAAUCAUAUCUUGGAACAAUGUUCUCAACAUUAGAAAAUAAUGUUGAAUUUGCAUCUUAUCAACCAGUUACUAACGGUUCAUCUGUUAAUUUUAAAUUGAUACCGACAACAAAGCAAAAUAAUUGUUCAUGCGCAUUAAAUAAUGAAUGUUUACAAAUAAUCACUUAUACUGGAAUUACUAUAUCUGAUCGUGGCGUUAUUUAUCCUGUGCCGACUUUAUAUGUUGGUUGUUCGAUGGUUCAAGCUGUAUUGCGAUCGACACUUGAAUGUUUUUUUAAUCAAACAUGUUUCGAUGCUUUUAAAGAACAAAAUAUUUAUCUUCAAUUACUGAAUGUAUCCAUUCUUCAAGAGUCUAAGACUCGAUUUUCAUCAAAAACAAUGAUUGGAACUUUAGUUGAUGAACUCAUGAUCGAACGAUGGAAUGAACAGAUUAAUUUUUCUAGAUAUUAUACACAAUGUGCAAGCCCACAGUGUUCAUAUACAUUAAUAUUACGUAACAAUGUUUUAUCUAUAACUACAACAGUUGUUGGUUUGCUCGGUGGAUUAAGUGUUGCAUUGAGACUCACUAUUCCAUUUUUUGUCAAUGCUAUUCGAAAUCGAAUAUACAGACGACGUAAUGAAUUAUUAACAGAUCGAACUAGUACAUUUUCUGAUCGUUUCUACCAUGCAUACAAUUUGCUCAAAGAAAAAGCAUUGGAAUUCAAUUUAUUUGAACAUCAAGGAACAAAUGAUAAUGCAUAUCAUUUAAAAACACAAAUUAUUUCUACUCGUAUCUACUUGCUUCUACUCAUACUUAGUAUUUCUAUUCUUAUUGUAUAUACAUUGUUAAUUGGAGAUAUCAAAUAUGUUACUAUACAGUAUCCAUCCUUGAAUACAUUUGAACAACUUGAAUCUCAUAAAAUAUAUUCAAGCACACUUAAUUGUCUUUGUCAAAAUCUUUCGAUUCAAUAUGAUACAUUCAUUUCGAUUUCUUAUCGAUUGCAUCAACUGUGUAGUAGUGAUAUUUUUUCAAUCAAUUUUUUAAAUUUAAUCUAUAAUCCUUUGAAUACUUUUAAUUAUUCUUAUUUUGAUUAUCGUCUCUUUAUUUUACCACAAUUUCGAUGGCUUAAUUCAUUAUGUACUCUAGCCAAUAGCACGUUCAAUGAUGCAUUAAUUGUUUUUUAUUCGAAUACAUUGGUAACGGGUAGAGUUCAAUCACGAACAACAAUUCAAAUACAGAUCGAUACAGCUCUCACUCAUUUCUAUUUAUCAACAUCACGUGCAUUUCUUCGUGCACUUGAUUUUAUUCAACAAGUUUCUCAAGGAAAUGGUAUUAUUUCUGAAAUUGAAUCUAAUUGGUAUUUUACUUCACGGAUUGAACCAAUUCAAUAUGCUUCACUCUGGACUGAACCACGCUCUUAUUAUGAUCAUAAUUCUUCAUGUUCAUGCAGUAUUAAUCAUAUGUGUACAUCAGUAGCAAUGAUUGAUGAAUGGAUUAUACCCGGUUUUCGUGUCGGUUGUUAUCCACUUCAGUCACUUCUUCAAUCAACUCUCGAAUGUCUUUAUAAUCAAACAUGUCUCAAUCAACUUAAAUCGAUCUAUUUCAAUUCAGAUCUUACUUUUCAAUCGCUUGAUCCUACACUUUCUUCUCCUAAUGUUACUGUUCAAACACUCAUCAACAAACUUCUAGUCGAUCGAUUGGAACAUAGUAUUGAUUAUAAUCAAUAUUAUUCAUCAUGUGCACCAAUUUCAUGCACAUAUUCAUAUAACCAACGAGUCGACAGUAUUUAUCUUGUGACAAGUAUCAUUGGUCUAUUCGGAGGAUUGACUAUUGCACUCAAGCUUUUUGUUCCUAUGAUAGUCAAAACUAUUCGACAUUUCAAAAAUUAUCAUCAUCGAAAUCGUACCAUUCCAUUAGCUGUAAGAGAAAUACCAGAUACACCGAGCAAAUUUUGA